Messenger RNA from Paramormyrops kingsleyae, 1044 nucleotides. RefSeq names its product cytidine deaminase a (gene cdaa). Gene Ontology annotation, cellular component: cytosol. Gene Ontology annotation, molecular function: zinc ion binding; cytidine deaminase activity. Lineage: Eukaryota; Metazoa; Chordata; Actinopteri; Osteoglossiformes; Mormyridae. The record is from RefSeq and is a predicted model, not a curated record.
AGGUCGCCCGUCUGCUGAUUUAAAACACUCUAGCAGGGCGCAGCGGUCUCUUACCGGCAUACACGAAUAACUUAUACAGUACGGCAACACAGAACACAGCAGAAUGGCAGACAUGCAAGACGGUGUUACUCAGAGAAGCGGAUGUGAUUGGAUUGACGAGUUGAUCCGCAAAUCCCGUGAAGCGAAACAAUUCGCAUAUUGUCCCUAUAGCAAAUUCCCUGUUGGGGCAGCCCUGCUGACUCUGGAUGGGAAAGUGUUUACAGGUUGCAAUAUGGAAAACGCUUGCAGUACUCUAGGCAUUUGUGCUGAAAGAAAUGCCAUUUCAACAGCGAUCUCGAAUGGCCACAGAAAGUUCAAGGCUAUUGCUAUUGCUAGUGAUUCAGCUGAGUUCAUUUCUCCCUGUGGAGGCUGCCGUCAGGUGAUGAGAGAAUUUGGUGCUGACUGGGACGUUUACCUGACCAAGCCUGAUGGUUCUUAUAGAAAAAUGUCCGUGAAGGAGACACUACCAGUUUCAUUUGGACCUGAUGAUCUUAAAAAUUAGGGAGUGCAUAUAAUGGCCUUUAAUGCAAGUUUUGUAUAAUCUUCAUAGCCCUACAGAAUUAAAUUAUUCACCAACUGCAGAAAGAACAAAAUUCAGCACAAAAGAAUGGCCGAUACAUUAGCUUUCUUAGUAAUUGAUAAGAAGAUGGCUUAAGUUGAAGCACUGGUGCCAAAUAUGAUGAACAUUAUCAAUGCAGUGUAAAUGAAAUUUAAUUUAUUUGCUGUAUAUUUCCUAUUUACUUGGCUGGCUCAUAAAGCAGCAAUGACAACUUGCACAAAAUCAAAAACAGCUCAGUGUCACUUUCAUUUAAUGAAGUAAUUAUAUGACAAAAUAUUUUAAUACGUUAUUAUUUGUUUUUAUAAUCAGGAAGGCCUGUAAUAUUUUAGCUGGGUUCAGUAUCUAUAGAUAAUUACAUUUAUAUUAUUACGUUGUCCGUUCAGUAUACCUGAAUCAUUUCUUGUAAAUGUAUAUUUAUUGCACUGAAUAAAAACAAAUCAAAAAGC